Messenger RNA from Brassica oleracea var. oleracea, 685 nucleotides. RefSeq lists its product as uncharacterized. Lineage: Eukaryota; Viridiplantae; Streptophyta; Magnoliopsida; Brassicales; Brassicaceae. Bases 63 to 515 code for a protein of 150 amino acids. The transcript has 3 exons. The record is from RefSeq and is a predicted model, not a curated record.
CAAGAGAUAAUCACUUUUCCUCAAAACCCAAAUUUCUGUCAAAAACCUUCGACUCAUAAAAGAUGGAAUCAGUGUUUAGAUCGGCCAGGGAGAAGCUUGAGAAAGAGCACAUAGAGAGGAAGGAGAGUGGGAAGCUGAAGCUACAACAAGAGAAGAAAGCCAUCGAUGCUGCGGAAAUGCAACGCCAAGCCGUUGAAGCUUCUCAUAGAGCCAUUGAAGCCACCACGAAGGUUGAGGAUAACCUUGGUGAAGGUAAAGAAGAUGUCAAACAUAGAGGUGGAGAUUAUAGUAAUAGUAUGCAAGUCUUGCCUCCAUGGAUGGAUAGACAAGGAAUGGAGAUGAGACAGGAAACAAAUGGUGAUGAUGGUUGCUCACAUGAGGAUUUCAGGCUUCAGUAUGAGUAUCGCAAAGCUUACUUUGCCGCUCUACUGAAUCAGCAAGGGGUAGCUGAAGAGGAAGAUGGGGAUGAUGUUGAGUGGGACAAAGGAGAGGCUCCUGGUGCAGAUCUGUUUUGAGUUUACUUUUACUUGUGUUUCCAGUUCACCUAACUAGUUAAUCACAUAUGGAACAGCAAGUUACUACACUACAAACAACUUGUUAAGUUGUUUGUUCAUGUAGAAACUUGAAAUAGAGCGUUUGCAUUUGCUCCGAAUACAGAAAAAAAGGACCAUAGACGAUAUUACUU